AUACAUACACACGAAAUAUCUCUAUUUUUCAGAGAGAGAAAAGGGGGAAGAGGGAGGAGAGAGAGAGAGAGAGAAUUUUGCGGUUUUCAUCCCCAUUAACAUGGCUGCGUCUGGUUCUCUGCAACUCUCCCUUGAGCUUGGAUUCUGCAGGAACCAUGGCCGCAGCAAGAGAUUUCGGCUGCAGAAUUCGAAUGCAAGAGUCAGAUUAUGUCAAUUGAGCCGUAAUCUUCCGUCUAUUUCACUGCAACAAUAUUCUUGGAGUUCAAAUUUUUCGAAGAGAACACGCAGACGAGUAUGCACCGUUCCUUGUAAAAAUCACCAGUUUAGGUGCCAUUGUUUUUUAAGUCCAGGAUCUUCUUUCGACGCUAACUCUGUAAAGAACGCAACUCUAACUUUAGCAAGAUCAUUGCAAGGAAAUCCGAUUGUGAUCAAAUUGGGUUCAGCUGUUGGUAUUGUCAUCUUUGCAGUGUGGGGACUUGGGCCACUUGUGCGACUAAUCAGAAACAUAUUUCUUCAUAAAAGUGACAAUAGUUGGAAAAAGAGUAGUACAUAUCAAGUUACGACUUCUUAUGUUCAACCUUUGCUGCUAUGGGCAGGAGCAAUCUUUAUCUGCAGAGCAUUGGAUCCAAUGAUUCUUCCCUCGGAAGCUGGUCAAGUUGUUAAGCAAAGGCUACUGAAUUUUGUCAGAUCAUUGUCCACAGUGCUAGCCUUUGCAUAUUGUUUAUCAAGUGUGAUUCAACAUGCACAAAAAUUCUUCAUGGAGACUAAUGACCCAACCGAUACUAGAAAUAUGGGUUUCCAGUUUGCUGGCAAAGCUGUGUACACGGCUGUGUGGGUUGCAGCUGUGUCGUUGUUCAUGGAGUUGUUAGGUUUCUCAACCCAAAAAUGGCUCACAGCUGGAGGUCUUGGGACAGUCUUGCUCACACUAGCUGGACGUGAGAUUUUCACGAAUUUUCUUUCAAGUGCAAUGAUUCAUGCAACCCGUCCAUUCAUUGUGAACGAGUGGAUUCAGACCAAGAUUGAAGGCUAUGAAGUUUCUGGGACAGUUGAGCACGUGGGAUGGUGGUCGCCAACAAUUAUAAGAGGUGAAGACCGUGAAGCUGUUCACAUUCCAAACCAUAAGUUCACUAUGAAUGUUGUGAGAAAUCUCACUCAAAAAACUCACUGGCGUAUUAAAACCCACCUAGCCAUCAGUCACUUGGAUGUCAGCAAAAUUAAUAACAUCGUUGCUGAUAUGCGCAAGGUUCUGGCGAAAAAUCCUCAAGUGGAACAACAGAAAUUGCACAGAAGAGUAUUCUUGGAUAAUAUUAAUCCUGAAAAUCAGGCUCUCAUGAUACUGGUUUCCUGCUUCGUGAAGACCUCACAUUUUGAAGAAUAUUUAUGUGUUAAGGAAACUAUUCUUCUUGAUCUACUCAGAGUCAUCAGGCAUCACCGUGCCAGAUUAGCCACUCCAAUCCGAACGGUUCAGAAAAUAUUCACCGACGCAGACUAGGACAACGUGCCCUUUUCUCCAGAUUCUAUAUUCAAUCGAGGCGGGCCAGUAUCAAACCGCCCACUGCUAUUAAUCGAGCCAUCCUAUAAAAUCAACGGUGAAGAUAAAACCAAAACUCAAUCUCGACCACCACGCGCAAAUGGGGAAGAAGACAGCAACAAAGCCACUACUUCAACAACACCACAAGAUAAUAAAGGUGAAACAACUUUAAACACCGAUUCAAAAUCAAAGGCAACAACAUCUACCGAACAAAAAACAAAAGAUUUACAGACAACAGAAGCCAAAGCCGAAUCUGAAAUCGACACAAGCGAGGAUCCUAAAAUUGUCGCAAAAUCUUCACCCAAAAAACCCGUCUCUGUCGAAGAAACGAGUUCGAAUAUCAAUAUUUCUUCCGAUGUGACGACGACGACACAUAAUACCACUAACAACAAGCACAGGCGAAAGGUGGGCCAAGAGAAUGUGAGCAGUAAACAAGUUACAGGUAUGCCUGUGAGUAAAGCUUCUUUGGAAGAGAAUAUAGUUCUUGGAGUUGCUUUAGAGGGUUCGAAGAGAACUCUACCUAUUGAGGAAGAAACAGUGGCCCCACCGAAUACAGAAGAGGUGAAGGAGUUGGCAACUUCUCGCAGUGGUAAUGGUGGGCCCGCAGUUGCGGAGAAGAAAAACCCGGGUAAUGAUCAGUUGGAUAAUCAGCAGGACUAGUUAAUUUGCGAGUUGUCAUGAAGUUUUAAAGUUGAGUUGUCAUUGGUGUAAGUGGCAUUUGUACAUACAUAUCAUUUUGUAUUCCCCAAUUCGAGAUGUUUUUUUAUUGAAUGGGUGAUAUACAACAUUGAAAAAAGAUCUGGUCAUUUGUGCUUUUCUAGUGUUGGUUGCUACAGAUGAAUAUUUGUGAAAUGAAUAUUUGAAUUCUUUCUAAUUGUAAAAUAUUAUAUAAUAUAUUUUAGAA
Messenger RNA from Erythranthe guttata (spotted monkey flower), 2435 nucleotides. RefSeq names its product mechanosensitive ion channel protein 2, chloroplastic-like. The record is from RefSeq and is a predicted model, not a curated record. Gene Ontology annotation, cellular component: membrane. Gene Ontology annotation, biological process: transmembrane transport. Lineage: Eukaryota; Viridiplantae; Streptophyta; Magnoliopsida; Lamiales; Phrymaceae.